UCAUUAUUGGGAAGGGAAAUUUGGUUCCUCCUCCUCACAUCUCAGCGAGGGCGGCGGCGGCGGCGGCGGAUUCGCGGAAGAGGGCGGAAGCCGCCGGCGGAGCCAUCGAGGCCUGCAGGGAGGGCUCACGUCCUCCGUUGAGUCCAGGGCCUCCUGCACCGCCGCCUCGUCCGGCGCCAAAACCCUAAGCAGGUACGGGUUUAGUGCCAUUCAGAGUCGAAUAAUGGCGGAGCACUUGGCUUCGAUCUUUGGCACUGAGAAGGACAGGGUCAACUGCCCUUUUUACUUCAAGAUUGGGGCUUGUCGUCAUGGGGAUCGCUGCUCCCGCCUGCACAACAGGCCAACCAUAUCGCCGACUCUUGUGCUUGCUAACAUGUAUCAGCGCCCUGAUAUGAUAACCCCUGGGGUUGAUGCUCAAGGCCAACCUAUUGAUCCUGAGAAGAUGCAGGAGCAUUUUGAGGAUUUCUACGAGGACAUCUAUGAGGAGUUGGGCAAGUUUGGUGAGAUCGAGAACCUGAACGUCUGCGACAACCUUGCUGACCACAUGAUAGGGAAUGUCUAUGUCCAGUUCAGGGAGGAAGAACAGGCAGCUGCAGCAUAUAAUGCUCUUCAGGGCCGCUUUUAUUCUGGCCGCCCGAUAAUUGUGGAGUAUUCUCCUGUGACUGACUUCCGGGAAGCGACCUGUAGGCAGUUUGAGGAGAACAGCUGCAACCGUGGUGGCUACUGUAAUUUCAUGCAUGUGAAGCAGAUUGGCAGGGAUCUCAGGAGGAAGCUCUAUGGCCGUUCUGCUUCCAGGAGGUACCAUGGGAGGAGCAGAAGCCGAAGCCCCCCACCUCAAAGGAGGGGCCAUCGUGACCGUGAUGAUUACCGUGGUGGCGGCGGCGGCGGCGGUGGGCGGGGUAGAGGCAGCAGGCAUGACAGGUAUGAUGAUGGAGGUGGCAGGCAUGACAGGUAUGAUGAUGGAGGGGGCAGAGGCGGCAGGCAUGACAGGUAUGAUGAUGGAGGAAGACGCAGGCAUGGUAGCCCACCCCCAAGGCGUGGGAGGAGCCCAGUCAGGGAGAGCAGCGAGGAACGCAGGGCCAAGAUUGAGCAGUGGAACCGUGAACGCGAGGCAAAGCAGUGAGGUCCCUGUGGCAAGUGCCUCAAGACGAGCAUUGUUGGCUGGAGUUGUUUCUUAGCUCGUCAGUUACAGCUAUAUUCGAAGUGGACCUGUGUUGGUUGAUAUCCUGCUUGGCUAAGUAACCUUUUAAGUGCAGGAUUGCUAAGUUCAUUUUGGUUAAUCAGACAUGUAAACUUAAAAUAUUUUCAGCUGUAUUGUGUCUUAAAAUAUUUUCAGACAUGUAAACUUAAAAUAUUCUAAAAUAUUAAGGAAUGUUGCCAUGUCACGGAUGCAACACCCUGGCCGUGGCUAGUUUUAAACA
This is a messenger RNA of Panicum virgatum (switchgrass), 1421 nucleotides long. RefSeq names its product splicing factor U2af small subunit B-like. Gene Ontology annotation, biological process: mRNA splicing, via spliceosome. The coding region runs from base 224 to 1123 and encodes 299 amino acids. Gene Ontology annotation, cellular component: spliceosomal complex; U2AF complex. The record is from RefSeq and is a predicted model, not a curated record. The transcript is spliced from 2 exons. NCBI's taxonomy places the organism in Eukaryota, Viridiplantae, Streptophyta, Magnoliopsida, Poales, Poaceae. Gene Ontology annotation, molecular function: pre-mRNA 3'-splice site binding; metal ion binding.